Botrytis fragariae is the source of this 5241-nucleotide messenger RNA. RefSeq names its product putative dna-directed rna polymerase ii largest subunit protein. Gene Ontology annotation, biological process: transcription by RNA polymerase II. The record is from RefSeq and is a predicted model, not a curated record. Gene Ontology annotation, cellular component: RNA polymerase II, core complex. Gene Ontology annotation, molecular function: DNA binding. Bases 1 to 5241 code for a protein of 1746 amino acids. NCBI's taxonomy places the organism in Eukaryota, Fungi, Ascomycota, Leotiomycetes, Helotiales, Sclerotiniaceae. The transcript has 3 exons.
AUGGCGAAUCUUAAUUUUGCGCAUUCAGAUGCGCCUUUGCGAACUAUCCAGGAGAUACAAUUUGGUCUCUUCUCUCCUGAAGAGAUCAAAAAUAUGAGUGUCUGUCAUAUUUUGUAUCCUGAGACCAUGGAUGAAAGUAAGAUGAAGCCGAGAGAACAAGGUCUCAAUGAUCCCCGACUCGGAUCCAUUGAUAGACAAUUUAAGUGUGCUACUUGUGAUCAAAAUAUGUCGGAAUGUCCUGGUCAUUUCGGUCACAUCGAAUUGGCCAAACCUGUUUACCAUCCUGGUUUCUUGAAAAAGACAAAGAAGCUUUUGGAAAUGGUCUGCCACAAUUGUGGUAAAGUUAAACUAGACAGGAGCAAUCCAGCUUACAAGGCAGCUGUCUCCAUUCGUGAUCCCAAGCGCAGAUUCGAGGCCAUAUGGAAGCUCUGCAAGGUCAAGAUGGUUUGUGAUAGUGACGUACAGAUGAACGAGGAAGAGUUCAAUGGAGAUCCAAAAGAAGCUGCAAAGAAAUCGCAUGGAGGAUGUGGUAAUAUUCAGCCCGAAGUUCGUCAAACUGCUUUGGCUCUGUGGGGCACAUGGAAGGCACCUAAGGAUGAAGAUGGAGAGGCAGUACAACCCGAUAAGAGACAAAUUACUCCGGAAAUGGCUCUUAACGUCUUCCGCAGCAUGACCACCGCUGAAAUUCAGGAUGUCGGAUUGAAUGCAGAUUAUGCUCGUCCUGAAUGGAUGGUCAUCACUGUUCUUCCAGUACCACCACCUCCCGUGCGACCAAGUAUUUCCAUGGAUGGUACUGGUCAAGGUAUGCGAGGAGAGGACGAUUUGACCUACAAGUUGGGUGAUAUCAUUCGUGCCAAUGGUAAUGUCCGCCAAGCACAACAGGAAGGCUCGCCUCAGCACAUUCUACAGGAUUUUGAAACUUUGUUACAAUAUCACGUCGCAACUUACAUGGACAACGAUAUUGCCGGUCAGCCACCCGCUCUGCAGAAGUCAGGUAGACCUGUCAAGUCCAUUCGUGCUCGUCUCAAGGGUAAGGAAGGUCGUCUCCGUGGAAAUUUGAUGGGAAAGCGUGUCGACUUUUCUGCUCGUACUGUCAUUACUGGUGAUCCCAAUCUUUCUCUUGAUGAGGUUGGAGUUCCUCGCAGUAUCGCAAGAAUCCUUACAUAUCCGGAGACAGUUACACCAUUGAACAUUGAUAAAUUACAUCAGCUUGUCAAGAAUGGCCCAGACGAGCACCCUGGUGCCAAAUAUGUCAUCAGAUCUGAUGGUACGCGUAUUGAUCUUCGCCAUCACAAGCGCGCAGGUGCAAUCUCACUUGAGUAUGGUUGGAAGGUUGAGAGACAUAUUGUUGAUGGUGACUUCAUUAUCUUCAAUCGUCAACCAUCUUUGCACAAGGAGUCUAUGAUGGGUCACAGAGUUCGAGUUAUGCCUUACUCCACUUUCCGUCUCAACUUGUCUGUUACUUCACCAUAUAACGCAGAUUUCGACGGAGAUGAGAUGAACUUGCAUGUUCCCCAAACUUACGAAACUCGUGCCGAGGUCAUGAAUCUCUGUAUGGUACCACUUAACAUUGUUUCGCCUCAAAGAAACGGCCCUCUCAUGGGUAUCGUUCAAGAUACACUUGCUGGUGUUUACAAGAUCUGCAGAAGAGAUGUUUUCAUUACAAAAGAACAUUUAAUGAACAUUUUGUUGUGGGUUCCAGAUUGGGACGGUGUCAUUCCUCAGCCAGCUAUUCUCAAGCCACGUCCUAGAUGGACCGGAAAGCAAAUUGUCAGUUUGAUCAUCCCCAAGAUCGUGAAUUCCUACAAUGCCAGCAAGGAUAAAGAGCAUCUACAUGCGCCAUUGAACGAUGAUGGGUGUUUGAUCCAAGAGGGACAGCUUAUGUAUGGUCUGAUGGCCAAGAAGAACGUCGGAGCCUCUGGAAACGGUAUUGUCCACAUUGUUUUCAACGAGCAGGGUCCAGAUGCCGCAAUGGCUUUCUUCAACGGUUGUCAACGAGUCAUCAAUUAUUGGCUUCUCCACAACGGUUUUAGUAUCGGUAUUGGUGAUACGAUUCCCAACAAGGAGACAAUUGAACAAAUCGAGAAGGCUAUCGCCAAACAAAAGGCUGAAGUCACAGAGCUUGUCGAGAAGGCUACUAGUAACGAACUUGAAUCCCUUCCCGGUAUGAACGUUCGUGAAACCUUCGAAUCUCAAGUUUCCAAAGCUUUGAACGAGGCUCGUAACACAGCUGGUACAAAGACUGAGGAUGGUUUGUUGGAUAUCAACAAUGCUGUACAAAUGGCCCGCUCUGGUUCUAAAGGUUCCACUAUCAAUAUUUCUCAGAUGUCUGCCCUUGUAGGACAACAAUCCGUCGAAGGUAAACGUAUUCCUUUUGGUUUCAAAUAUCGUACUCUUCCACAUUUCACCAAGGACGAUUAUUCGCCAGAAUCCAGAGGUUUUGUUGAGAAUUCAUAUUUGAGAGGUCUCACCCCCACGGAGUUCUUCUUCCACGCCAUGGCUGGUCGUGAAGGUUUGAUCGAUACCGCAGUUAAGACUGCAGAAACUGGAUACAUUCAACGUCGUCUCGUCAAAGCUCUUGAGGAUGUCAUGGCUAAAUAUGACGGUACCGUCCGUAACUCGCUCGGUGAUAUUGUUCAAUUCGUCUAUGGUGAGGAUGGUCUCGACGGUGUCAUUUUCGAGAACCAAAAGAUGGAUCAUAUCAACAUCAGCAAUAAGGCAUUUAAUGAUCUCUUCAAACUUGAAGUUAUGUCUGAGCGUAUCUCAACCGAUGUCUUGGAGCAUGCAAACGAACUCUACGGAGAUCUCGAGACCCAGCAACUCCUUGAUACAGAGUUUGCUGCUCUCGAAGAGGACAGAAGACUCCUUCGAGACUUCGUACAUUCCCGAACCAAGGAGAAGGAUGAUGACCACUUCCAACUUCCAUUGAACAUCAUUCGAAUUAUUGACAGCGCAAAGAGAUUAUUCAAGACGGAUGACGGAAAGCGCAGUGACUUACACCCUAGAGAUGUCAUUCCAAGAGUUCAACAGUUACUUGAUCGCAUGAUCAUCGUCCGUGGUACUGAUGAACUUUCGGUUGAAGCUCAAUACAAUGCCACAAUCUUUAUCAAGGCUCAGUUCCGAUCUCGUCUUGCUUAUAAACGCAUUGCACUCGGUAUGCACCUCAACAAGCUUGCGUUUGAACACAUUCUUGGUGAGCUUGAGAGCCGUUUCACUAGAGCUUUAGUCAAUCCUGGUGAGAUGGUUGGUGUGCUUGCCGCACAGUCUAUUGGUGAACCAGCCACACAAAUGACCUUGAAUACCUUCCAUUUCACUGGUAUUUCAUCUAAGAACGUUACUCUUGGUGUCCCACGUCUCAAGGAAAUUUUGAACAUCGCUCCAAACAUUAAGACACCGUCCAUGAUUGUUUAUCAAGACGGUGCUAAUGCCAAUCAAGAAACUGCCAAGUUGUUGCGUAGUGCUGUUGAGCAUACUACCUUACGCUCCGUUACUUAUGCUACCGAGAUUUACCACGAUCCUGACAUUCAAUCUACCACCAUCGAGGACGAUGUUGACAUGGUUGAAUCUUACUUCAUCAUUCCUGAAGAGCAUCACGAUUCUCCAGAUAACCAGUCAAGAUGGCUUCUUCGUCUUAUUCUUGAUCGUCAAAAGAUGUUGGAUAAGGGAUUGAAGGUCGAUGAUGUUGCUAUCAAGAUCAAGGAAAAUUACCCUAAGGAUUUGGCUGUCAUCUUCAGCGACAACAACGCUGAGCAGCAGGUUAUUCGUAUCAGAAUGAUCAAGCAAAGUGAUUCGAAGUACGAUGACGAUGACAUCGAAGAAGACAUUAUGCUCAAGCGUCUUGAGGCUCAUAUUCUCGAUACUUUGACUCUUCGUGGUGUUCUAGGUAUUGACAGAGCUUUCUUGAACAAGGAUGUCAAGCUUUUCGAGAAGCCUGACGGUAGAUUGGUUGCAAGCAGAGAGGACAAGGACUGUGAAGAAUGGUACCUAGAUACCAGUGGAACCUCGUUGAAGGACGUCUUGAUUGUACCAGGAGUUGAUCCUCGACGAACCUAUUCCAAUCAUUUCAUCCAGGUUUUCGAAGUCUUUGGUAUCGAAGCUGCUAGAUCCGCUUUGAUGCGUGAAUUGACCAUGGUGUUGGCUUUCGAUGGUUCUUAUGUCAACCAUCGCCAUCUUGCCCUUCUUACUGACAUUAUGACUUCACGUGGUCACUUGAUGGCUAUCACUCGUCACGGUAUCAAUCGCGCAGACACAGGAGCUUUGAUGAGAUGUUCUUUUGAAGAGACUGUUGAGAUUCUGCUCGAAGCUGCCGCAGUAGGUGAAUUGGACGACUGCCGUGGUAUCUCUGAAAACGUUAUGCUUGGCCAGCUUGCUCCUAUGGGAACUGGAGAGAUGGAUGUGUUGCUCGAUCCAAAGAUGCUUGAAACUGUCAUCUCUGACAACAGCCGAAUGGGUCUUAUGGCAGGAAUUCCUGUCAAGGGCAGUGAAGGUGGUGCUGCAACUCCUUACGACGGCCAAUCUCCACUCAAUGAGGGUGGCUAUCUCGGUACACCCGAUUAUGGUGCUCAAUUCUCGCCUAUUCAAAGUGCUGGUUCUGAUACACCAAGCGGCUUUGCUACCGAGUAUACUGUCUUUGGUGGUGGCGGCAUAAAUAGUCCUUAUGGAGCUGGUUCUAGAAGCCCAAGUGGUGGUUAUUCCCCAAGAAGUCCUUUCAACUCAUCUCCAUCCUCGCCAAACUUUUCUCCUUCCAGUCCCGGGUACAGUCCAACUUCGCCAGCCAUGGGAGGUGGUGCAAGCCCUGGAUAUGCUGUUUCGCCUCGCUUCUCACCUGUUAGCCCUGCGUUUACACCCACAUCUCCUGCCUAUAGCCCUACUAGUCCAAGUUUCGUGUCUCCGACUUCGCCUUCGUAUAGUCCCACGUCACCAAACUACUCGCCAACCUCUCCCAAUAUACAUGGAUCGCCAACUAGUCCUUCAUACAGUCCAACCUCCCCUCCUAUUCACCAACCUCUCCAAAUUAUAGUCCCACCAGUCCAAAUUAUGCUGGAAAUAAAGUGUCUCCAGGCUCGGGUCUUUCGCCAACCAGUCCUGUAUACUCUCCAACCUCUCCAAAUUGGAGCCCGUCUUCACCCCAACAUCAAGGCAACAGCACUUCUCCAAAAUACUCUCCAACCAGUCCUUCUUACUCUCCUACCUCUCCCAACUUUUCUCCAUCGUAAAUCUCCUCGCGGUGGAAACAACUGA